UUCUCGGCUCCCCCUCCCGCGAGGGGCACGCGCGCCGCGCUCGGACCCCGCCCUCCGGCUCGCAGGAGCCUCGCGCCGCCUCGGGCCAGCGGCGGAAAAUGGCAACAGCCACGGGGCUGGCUCCACGUGCCUCCCACACUUUCCCCUCCCUGGUGUCGCCAGGGCGACCCUGGGGGCCGCGUAACAAUGAGGUCGCCAUGGAGACCCCGGGACGAACGCACGCGCCUUUCCCGCUUUUUUGAAAGGGCUUCGUUUGGCGGAGGCGGCGCCGCGCGCGCCCUUCGCCGGCUCCCUCGCCCCCAACGUUCCCUUUCGCCAACAGCUGCCGCGCGAGGCACGCUUCCCUCAGCCCGUGCACUCUCAGCGCGUCGCCUCCUUCCUUUACAAGCACCAGCUCAUUUCCCCCCUACAGGCUUCCUUCUUUUCAAACCCAGCGUCGGGGUUGGGACGGGAGGAUGGAGACGACCACGGCUAGGAUAAAACUUAAAAGAAGUGCGACGCCUGUUGCACCUGACGUGGGAAGGGAGGAUGUGCGUUCAACCGGCACUGCGCAGAGGGAACUGGAUUAAUAGAGACCCGAAACAACACUGUCAAAAUCGCCGCCCACCUUUCUUCAACCCGGCGUCGCGGGACUGCAACUCCUAUCAGCCCCGGCAGGCUUGGCCAGUGGCCAGGGAUGAUGGGAAUUGUAGUCCCGCGACACCGGGUUGAGAAAAGGCAGGCGCGCGUGCGCACAUAACACACACGGCGCGAGGGCCUCUUUUCCUCCCCCGCCCCCAUUAAAUGACCUACAGCAGCCUACGCACAUCCAGGAUGGGCGGCAUCGAGACUGGAGGGCGUGGCUUUCAGCCUCGGUUCGCUCUGCAUUUAUCCCGUCGCCUCUGCUGCGAGGCUUUUUGCGCCCGACACUGAGAGGCGACUAAUGCGGUUAGGGAGCUGCAAUCCCGAAAGACCUUGCGGCGUCAUAGAGACUGGCAGCUAGAGCGGAGGCCGGGGGAAUGUUUGUGUGUGCGCGCGCCAGUCUUCCGGGAUCGCGCAACGCAGCUUCCGCUGAUGCUGGCGCUAGCGCUGCCUAGGUUUGGUGGCGUUCUUCCUGCUGCUGCCGCCGCCUCCGUCGGUCUGCGCGCGCGGCUGAGCUGCGGCCGCGUCAGCAUGGCGAAGAGCAAGUUCGAAUACGUGCGGGGUUUUGAAGAGGAGGCCACGUGCUUGCCCAACUGCUGGGUCGUGGUCCGGUUGGACGGCCGCGGCUUCCACCGUUUUGCCGAGCAACAUGGUUUUAAGAAGCCUAAUGAUGAUCGCGCUCUUCACUUGAUGAACAAGUCUGCACAGACAGUAAUGCAAGAAUUAGAGGAUAUUGUCAUUGCCUAUGGACAAAGUGAUGAAUAUAGCUUUGUUUUCAAAAAGAAAAGCAACUGGUUUAAGAGAAGAGCAAGUAAGUUCAUGACUCAUGUGGUCUCCCAGUUUGCCUCCAGCUACGUUUUCUAUUGGAAAGAUUACUUUAAGGACCAGCCUCUUUUGUAUCCACCAGGAUUUGAUGGCCGUGUUGUGUUGUAUCCUAGUGACCAGAAUUUAAAGGACUAUCUUAGUUGGCGACAAGCUGAUUGCCACAUAAAUAAUCUCUACAAUACAGUAUUUUGGACUCUUGUGCAGAGAGGUGGCUUGACACCUGUACAAGCCCAAAAGCGACUACUGGGAACAGUUGCAAGUGACAAGAAUGAGAUUUUAUUUUCUCAAUUCAGCAUUAACUACAAUAAUGAAUCAUUGUUGUAUAGAAAAGGAACUGUUCUACUGUGGCAAAAGGUAAAUCAAGCCAUUAAAAAGAAAAUUAAAAUUCCAGAGGAAACGGAAGAGAAGGAAGUUGAAGUGACCCGGCCAAGGACUACAGUAGUUGCUUUGCACUGUGAUAUCAUUGGGGAUCAGUUUUGGGACCAGUAUCCUGAAAUCCUAGCUGAUGAUAGCUGACCUUUGCCAUCUGGAUGUUGGUGUGAAAUACUCUGUACAGUUUACUCCUGCAAGGACCGUGGGAGACGGAUAGGUGACUGGCCCAGAAUGGAUAUUUCAGUAAACUUGUGUGGUGCACUUAAGAAGCCAUGAAAUGCUUGUAUUCAUUUUCAUAGCUUCAUAGAUGUGUAUGUUUUCCCAUCAAAAUUAUGAGGUGCCUUACAAUAAUAUCAUUGUCAGGUUGACAAACUUUUUAUUUGAAAAGGAAUGCCUUUAAUUUAGGCUAUUGCCCUCAAAGGCACUCUACUGGUACAAGUCCCAUGAGAUUUUGAGCUGCCCAUUUAAAACUGAAAACAUUUAAACUCCUGCUUCAAAUUAAGUUCUAUCAUCAGGGAGCCAAGUUACAAAUUAUCCUAGUUGCUAAUGUCUCUGGAUUAUAUGAGUGAUAAAUAAAAUACCCUAGCAAAUGGCUGAAACUAAUUAGGAAGUCUUCUCUCAAGUGUAAACUAGUUAUGGCUUUUUUGAAAGCUAUGGAAACAUAAUUUCCCUCCGUAAUCAUACAUUUAUUGUUUGGACUCUCUGCUUGCUGCUUUACUGAUUAUUAGAGAAGGUCUCGGGUGACCAAACUAGAAUAAUAAACUUAUUGAAUAGGGGGGGGGGCAUCACAACAGGAUAUGUUUGUAGGUCAUGCUCUCAAUUUUCUUCUGCCUGGGAAACUAUCCAAUUCCUGCUGUUGAGGAUUGUGGCAAUCAACUUACUGAAAGUUCUUUACUCUUCAAAAAAGUUUGUGUUGUGCUUCUGCAUUCUUUGUGCCGGACCAGUGAAGUAAUAAGACCUGUUCCAGGGUGGGGCGAUGGGGUGUAUGUGAUACUUUCUCUGACUAUGCAGAGACUGGAAUGAUACAUGCUGGGAAAUAAUGACAAAAGGGUUCUAUGUGGAAUAUUUUGUUAAUGUCAUUCCAUUCCUCACUCUCUGCCUUUCCUGCACUAUCUUUCUUUUAAAGAAGACAAGGUCCCUUAAAGCCUCUUUGAAAAAGAAAUAACAAUAACCAACCAAUUUAUCUAAAAUGGUGGACAUCUUCAUUGCUAUAGUUAGGUUAAACAUUAAGAAAAACAACCUUCCAAGCAAUAUGUGUUUAAAUUAUUGCUGUAAUGUUCAUAAUAAAUUUUUGCAUUGAUUUAUGGAAUAACUAGUGGAAUUCAGCCCGUUUAAAAACGGGCGCUAGAA
This is a messenger RNA of Zootoca vivipara (common lizard), 3168 nucleotides long. RefSeq names its product tRNA-histidine guanylyltransferase 1 like (gene THG1L). Lineage: Eukaryota; Metazoa; Chordata; Lepidosauria; Squamata; Lacertidae. Gene Ontology annotation, biological process: tRNA modification. The record is from RefSeq and is a predicted model, not a curated record. Gene Ontology annotation, molecular function: magnesium ion binding; tRNA guanylyltransferase activity.